Messenger RNA from Gymnodraco acuticeps, 2805 nucleotides. RefSeq lists its product as uncharacterized. Gene Ontology annotation, biological process: regulation of transcription by RNA polymerase II. The record is from RefSeq and is a predicted model, not a curated record. Gene Ontology annotation, molecular function: DNA binding. The transcript is spliced from 4 exons. NCBI's taxonomy places the organism in Eukaryota, Metazoa, Chordata, Actinopteri, Perciformes, Bathydraconidae. Gene Ontology annotation, cellular component: nucleus; transcription regulator complex. Bases 131 to 1156 code for a protein of 341 amino acids.
AAGGGGGGCGCUGUUCCUAAGAAAUCGACGCUGAGCGGCAAACCGGAUACGGAAGCACCCUGUUGUUUUCUGUUGUCUGUGUUCCUCCCCUCUCGCCUCUCUCCAGGUAAAGGAGCUUUACAGGUGAUAAAUGGAGCAUAAACUGAUCGUAGCGGUGUCUGGAUUCCCUUCUCUGUACGACAGCGGCUCUCUGACCUACAGAGACCUGAAUAUGAGAGCUGAAUCCUGGCGGCAAGUCUCUCAGAUCGUCGGUGUUCCCGAGUUUGAGUGCCGGAGGAAGUGGAAGACGUUGAGGGAUCAGCACCGGAGGGAGAGGCAGCGGGAAAAGGAACGUCGAGAGAGCGGCAUCGGGCUCUUUAACUACCGGCCCUGGAGAUACUCGGCCAUCUUGUCCUUCCUGAACCCCUUCAUCGAUGCUCGAGCAGCGGGAACUAACGGCUGGGCUCUGGACCCUCAGCCCUCCAUGUUCAUCUCCUCAGAGACCGGCUGCAGCACCACCACGGAGACACGCAGCGACGACGACGACGAGCACUACGAUAUCUCUGUAGGCGACGCUACGACCACCACAACAUCGUCUCCUUCCUCUGAAUUCGUGCAGAGGAAACGACCGUCAUCCGACACGGGAGACGACUUCAGAUUCAAAGAAGCCAAGAUGGAGGGCAGCGCCGAGAAAAACGAUUGUGCUCAAACGCAACAGCAGCAGCACGACAACAUGAAGGAGCUUUUUGAGAUGAUGAUGCAUUCAGUGAGUUCUUUAGCUGCGUCGAUAGCAUCUUCACACCCUUCCUCCUCCUCUUCAUCAUCGUUGGAUCAGCCUACCUUGAACCAUCACCUGAAAACGGAGAAUCAGGAGGCGGAGCUUCUGGUGCUGAGCGACGACGAAGGAGAGGAGACAGACAGCCAGUGCCGAGAGCUCAGAUCUGGAGGUGUGUCUCGGGAGGAUCAUCCGAGGGUCAAGAGGAGGGGCGAGGCCCUGCUGGAGGACCAUCUGAGGAGGACGGAGGCCCGCGAGGCUCAAAAAGACGAUGUGACGCUGUUUCUCCUGAGUUUAGCCCCCGCUCUGAGGAGACUGACCCCACAGAAACAAUCCUGGGUCAGAACCAAGAUCCAGCAGUUCCUCCACGAAGCUGAGUUCGGUGCCACCAGCUUUCAGUGAAAUAUAUUGUAUAUGUUUAUAUGCUGUAUGGCCGGGGGGUCCGCUUUCUACGAUUUCAUUUUAUAUCGACCCUCAGCCAUUUAAGAAAGUAUAAUGUAAUAUGGCCUGUAAGGGAAACUUCUGUAGCAAUGGAGAGUCAGGACUCAGAGAGACACGAGGAGAGCUGGAGCUUUGAUGUCAAACACUGAUGGGUUUAUUUACGAGCCUCGGCCGGAGAAUUCACAAGACAUGUCACACAGUCAGAGGUUCUGACCACACGGUUGAGAUGCCACGACAAUUCUGAAGAACUCUACCCCAGACCCCUGUAUUUAGCUAGUUCAGAGAGAAUAAUCAACAUUGGGCAUAACAAGAUAGAACCAUAACACCUCUAUCAGCUGACGCACACAGGCAUGAGCAGGGAGACACUGAGAGCACAGCAGCCAAGAUUACAAGUGCGUGUGCUCAGUCAGGACAGCUUGACCCGACAAACUGGGAAAAUAUUUCCCCAACAUGGCCCACAAAUGAAACUUCUCUAUUGUACUUCUUAAAUAUAUAUGUUCAAAUAUAUGACACAGUAGCUGAAUAAAACCCUAUGGAGAGCUGUGAUGUUGUAAUUUACCUACGUUUUAAAGAUUUUUCUAACUUAUAACUGAACUUACGAGGCGAUAUAACUCUAGUGAGCGGCCCAGCCCGCCGAAUAUAUUUCUGUGUGUGGCCAUCGGGGAAAAAAGUUUGACACCCCUGUUGUAUGGACUAGGGUUGCACAAUCAAUCAAUCAAUGUGUAUUUAUACAGCCCAAUAUCACACAUUUUCUCCAUUUCUCUGAGGGCUUUUCAGUUUUGACACAAUAUGAAGACGACACCCUCUGUCCUUAGACUCCAAAUCCAAAUGUCCAAAUAUUAUCGCAAUAGGGUGGUAUUUCUAUUUCUGUGUUGGUCCCUGAAGGCAGCACCGUUUAUAAUAAGCCAUUUUGAAUCAUUGCAGAAAAUAAUCUCAACAUUUAUGAUUCUUACACCUUUAGUUUAGCAGGAUAAUCUCUACAUAUUAACAACACUUUAUGAUUUAUGAAGUAAAAAGCUAAUGUUGGACUAUAAAGGAACUACAGCACGGUCACAUGACUUCACGUCACCACCGCUAAGCUAAAGGUGGCUAAUGUUGGGCUAUAAAGGAACUACAGCACGGUCACAUGACUUCAGGUCACCACCGCUAAGCUAAAGGCGGCUAAUGUUGUACAUGAUGGCGUUAAGUCAUGUUAUUUAGACACUUGUUAGCAACAACAGACCUAAGGUGGUGAAGAAAGUAAACUAUUUAUUUUCUCCAUUUGCAGAAAUGUUCAAACAUAAAGAAAUAUGUGUUGAAGUUCAUCUUUUGAAUGAAGUGUUGUGCAGUUGCAGAUAUACUCCAGCCUACAAAAUGAUUGUAAAAUCCUUGUUAAUACAGAUCCUCCACCAUAAUCAUUCAUUUCCUGUAAUAUCAUGAAUCGUAUCCUAAUUACAAUUUCAGUCAGAAGAAUCACAAUUGGAUAUUUUCCCAAGCUGUGCAGCCUUAGUGUGAAUCACAUAUUUGCUGACUUUAUGAAAAAUAUACCUCCCUAUAAAGGAGUUUUCAUGAUAUUGUACCGUCUUCUUUACCAUGUUUUUGUGCUGUUUUUAAUAAAAACAAUUCCUCUU